CACUCAGACAGACUGUAGGCCUGUAUUCUCUGAUGAAGUAAAGCUAGACUGUUGCAUAUAUCCCAAGGUCUAUGGUAAGGACUGGGCUGCGGGAAGUGCCACUAGGGUCCGUGUGAGGCAGCAAGGAUGGGAUUCCACAAACUUUAUUUCGUUUGGAUGAUGAUGAUGAUGAUCAAUCUGUUCUUCAAUGACUCGGACCAAUGCGACGUCUACACCGACGCAACAGUUGACGCCAUCGCCGGUGAGGAUAUCACCUUGACAUGCAAAGUGAAGAAUCAGACCUCGGACCGAAUUCACUGGAGAACGCCAGAGGGCUUCAUCAUUACCGAGAAAUGCGAAUCUGUGGCGGACAAAUUCAAAAUCUAUUGCAGUAAUGCUGACAAUUUGCACGCGUUUCAGCUGAAAUUUAAAGGUCAAUGGACGGAUAGAGGAAAGUAUAUUUGCCACUGUGAUGAUACGAAGAAGUUUGUUGAGCUCAACAUGCAAGUCCGUGUACGAAACGUCACUGCAGACUGUCUCAUCAAAAACACCAACAAAAACUGCAGCUUGGAGAGACUGUCCAAGUACGACACACUCCUCUUCACGGCGACAUCCGGCUGCGCUACCCCUGUACCCACGAUAUCAUGGUAUAUACCAGGGUUAUACGAUCCUCUGACGGACAGUCAUGAAGACUCAGGGAAAAAACCGAUAGACACCAGUGCAUUUGGUGGAACACUUGACGAGAUGAAGUGCACUGGGCAAGACGAGGGUCUGACCAAGGUAGUUAGCACUUUUUCCGCCAGAUGGGGCCAAAUAGAGAUGGCAGAUGAGCUUAAGAUUACAACAUCGAAUGGGAUUGGGCGAGGCAAGAACCAUGUGUUUAUCCAAGGAAAUCACGAUUCGCCUCACAACAACCUUAUACUGAUUUACGUAAUAAUCGCCAUCGCUAUAUUCGUAAUAAUCUUCCUUAUUCUGCUGUUCGUCCGAUGGAGAUGUAAGUGUAUACGGACCGGGGACCAGUUUGGUUAUAGACCAGUCCUCAGGUCAAAGUGGCAGGCAUCAAUACUCUCUCCUAGCCUCGACAUUGGUAACGGUUGCUAAUUGAUACUUGCACCGUGUACUGCGAGGUACUUACGUAAAUUUGGUUUCUUCCGGUUUAAGAGGCAAAUGAAGCGAGUCCUCCUAUUGGGGGGUUGGUAGCAACAUUAGGACCUACAUGACCGCCAAAUACCCUCGCGAUCAAAGCAAGAUUGGAUCGGAUUGUGUUCUGUUUUCUGAAAUGAUAAAUCCACCAAAUGGCGCGCUGCCGACCUUUGGAAACAUUCGUACUGAUCAACUUGGCUUGUUUAUGUCAUUUUCGGGGUGAAGGGUAUUGUAGGCGGUCCUUUUUACUCAUACAUGACCAGACAGUGCCAACUGCUUCGCAAUGUCUUCAAGUGUAGACUUGUACAUACAAGUUUACAAUACAUUGUAUGCAAGAACAAAACACAUUUCUGUUGCCUUGCCCGUGUAAAGCCUAUCAGUCAUUCCACUCAACUUGAAGGAUUUCACUGUUUUUGUUCGAACCGUAAUAUCAUGUUGGUCCAUGACACUUGAAAGAAACCUAACAGUCCAUACAUGUAACGUUGCAGUAGUUUUACCAGCGAUGUAAUGGGUUCUAAUGUGGGGCAUAUGGUUGAUUCUGUUACAACUGGAAUGUUGUUCCAGAAGUCAUCAAGGUUAGGCUGUCCAUGGCCAAGGUCCGAUAUUCCUGAUCUUCUCCAUCUUGUCCGUCCACAAGAAAAAUACAUGUAUCAUCAUUUUAUUUGUUGCCAUUUUUUGCAUGUUUUGGUGUCGUACACUAACGGGCAGAAUCGGACCUAAUCUGGAGGUGAAGUUGAUCCACACUGUUUGGGCCUUGACCAUAAUAAGUAUUUUCAUUGGAGCAGUUAUCAGAAGAUGCUCAAAUGAACCUGAGUCCAAAAUGAUCUUAGCUGAAAAUAUCAUCAUAGUUUGGACUAAAUAACGAUUUGGCGAUGAGGCAACUUCAGCAUGUUCGGCCCUUGCGUGUCUUUCUAUUGGGCCAUAUUGGGUGACUUGGAAGUUAUUCGCUGACCCUUUGAAGAAAGCGUCUGUGUAGUGAUAACAAACCAUAUUUGAGACCGAUUAAGCCCAUAAUGAAUAUAAUUACAUUUAUAGUAAGGAUUACAGGACAAUUAGGUUUUGAAAUUCCGUCUUUGUUUGGCGAGGUGGGGACCUUUAUUGUUCGGCCUUCCCAUGCAUGCUUAUAGCACAUGUACAUACAUCUUAACUCCCGGGGAAUUAUACCACCUCCUACUUUCACCAGCAUAAAAACAGGGCACCUAAGGUCUCGGGAACUAACGUGGCAUUCAUAUAUGGAAUCAAAAUUUAUGUUCACUUAUUUACAUUUACGCUUACAGUUCAUCAAGAAACAGUCGUUUUCUUCAUAAUUAAUUUGUAAUUGCUAAUUUCAGUAGAAUUCAUUGUUAAAAGGAAAUGAUACUUUUAAAUUUUGUAUCAAUAGAUUAUUUUUAAAUUGUUAAAUUAUUGUUUAGAACUGCAUGUUCUUUGGAUAUUUAGAUUGAAUAUAUAACUUAUUGAAUAA
This is a messenger RNA of Lineus longissimus, 2584 nucleotides long. RefSeq lists its product as uncharacterized. Lineage: Eukaryota; Metazoa; Nemertea; Pilidiophora; Heteronemertea; Lineidae. The coding region runs from base 127 to 1080 and encodes 317 amino acids. The record is from RefSeq and is a predicted model, not a curated record. The transcript is spliced from 5 exons.